AUGACUGACACUUUGGAAAAUCAAGAAUCUAUUUUUAUACCUGAAAAACCUUCUAAAGAUAGUGCUCCUGUUAUUAUAACAUUGGGAAUGGCAGGUUCUGGAAAAACAACUUUUGUUAAAAGGUUGACAUCAUAUCUUCAUGAAAAAAAAACUCCUCCAUAUCUUAUAAAUUUAGAUCCUGCAACAAUAAAUGUUCCAUUUCCAGCUAAUAUUGAUAUAAGGGACACUGUAAAAUACAAAGAAGUUAUGAAACAAUUUAAUCUUGGACCUAAUGGGGCUAUUAUGACAUCUCUAAAUUUAAUUUGUACUCAAUUUGAUAAGAUAAUGAAUAUUCUUAAACAAAGAUCUAGUAUGGUUGAUCAUAUAAUUAUUGAUACACCAGGUCAAAUUGAGGCUUUUACUUGGUCUGCUUCUGGUUCAAUUAUUACAGAUUCUCUUGCUUCAUCACAUCCAACUAUGAUUGCUUAUAUAGUUGACUCCGGCAGAGCUACCAAUCCAACAACUUUUAUGUCUAAUAUGUUGUAUGCUUGUUCUAUUCUCUAUCGUACAAAACUACCAUUUUUUAUUGUUUUUAAUAAAGCUGAUAUUGUAAAACCAACAUAUGCUUUGGAAUGGAUGAAAGAUUUUGAAUCAUUUCAUAAAUCAUUAGAGGAGAAAAAAAGUUCUUAUAUGACUGAUUUGACAAGAUCGUUAUCUCUAGUCUUAGAUUCUUUUUAUGAAAAUAUUAAUGCUGUUUGUGUAUCUUCCAAAACUGGUGAAGGAAUGGAAAAAGUUUUAGAAUAUAUUGAAAAAUGUAAAACAGAAUAUUUUGAAACUUACCGUCCAAUGUAUGAAGAAAGAAUGAUGGAACAAAAAAAAGAGGAAAAAUAA
Messenger RNA from Strongyloides ratti, 870 nucleotides. RefSeq names its product GPN-loop GTPase 1. Gene Ontology annotation, molecular function: GTPase activity. The coding region runs from base 1 to 870 and encodes 289 amino acids. The transcript has a single exon. The record is from RefSeq and is a predicted model, not a curated record. Lineage: Eukaryota; Metazoa; Nematoda; Chromadorea; Rhabditida; Strongyloididae.